Molecule: messenger RNA, 4112 nt
Organism: Syngnathoides biaculeatus (alligator pipefish)
Lineage: Eukaryota; Metazoa; Chordata; Actinopteri; Syngnathiformes; Syngnathidae
Gene: faxdc2
Product: fatty acid hydroxylase domain containing 2
Exons: 10
Coding region: 1484-2473 (329 amino acids)
Biological process (GO): sterol biosynthetic process
Molecular function (GO): C-4 methylsterol oxidase activity; iron ion binding
Source: RefSeq, a predicted model, not a curated record
GACAUGAGACACCAGUCAGGACGUGGCGUCAAAAUGGCGCGCUGACAAGAGUUGUACACAGAAUUGAAUAGAAGAGGACUUCCUUGGAAGUCUCAGUUCCAGCCAUCCAUUUUCUUAGCCGCUUAUCCUCACAAGGGGGUGCUGGAGCCUAUCCCAGCUGUCAACAGGCAGGAGGCAGGCGGGGUGCACCCCGAACUGGUUGCCAGCCAAUCACAGGCCACAUAGAGACAAACAGCCGCACCCCCAAUCACACCUAGGGGCAAUUUAGAGCCUCCAAGUAAUGUUGCAUGUUUUUGGAGAUGUGGGAGGAAACCGGAGUGCCCGGAGGAAACCCACGCAGGCACGGGGAGAACAUGCAAACUACACGCAGGCGGGUCGGAGAUUGACCCCAGGACCUCAGAACUGUGAGGCUAACGCUUUACCAGCUGAUCCACUGUGCCGCCGUAUUUAAAUAUUUAAAGGCCCAAACUCGUCCAUCAGACCAAGAUUAAGAAAAAUCUUACAACCGACAAUCAAUCGGUAGCGCAGAUGAAUCCGCUACUUACUUCCCGCCACGAGGGGCCCGUUCUUUUUCUUCAUUUCACUGUUAGCCUAAUAGCAUAGUUGCCAUUUUCCAAGAUGUGUUUGAAUGAUUUGGAAAAUGACAAUAAAAAAACUAUUUGUCGCUAACAGUGGUAGAAAGACCGCCCAAAAUGACAAAGGCAAACUAUUCUAUUAGGCUAACGUCAUUAGGAAUGCACAGUGCAAUUUUUCGGGGGUAAAUUAAAUCAUCUGCUAGCAAAUUCAUUUUUAUGGGUAGUGUAAAAUGAAACGCUAUUAAAGUGAGGGAAAUGAUUGACACGCAUAUCCACUUUUUGUGAUGUGUGAAAUAUGUGCUUUUGGCUGAAUAUAAAGGUCGGUCAACAUUUUUUAUAUUUAUUUUUAAACCACUGUUAUUUUCAAUGACAUCUUCAUUAAGAUCCCACGCGUGCCUUUGACACAGGCUUUCAUUCAACCAUGAACCAUUUUUCAUCCCGCCAUCGCGGACGUCAUCUUUACAGUACGCCCCCCGUGGACUGGUAAUAUGUCAUGACUGUGUCUCUAUUCAUAUUCAUCAGGCGUGUUGGCGCAGUAAUUAGCCAAUAUUCAAAUGAAGCCUGAAUGUCAGCACAGUCGCCCGUUUCGUAAUGUGAAUCUAAUUCGGAAUACGAAUCGUGUAUCGGGGUUAGAUGCCCUUCCGUGCGAAUAAUGGGUUCUUUUCGGGCCAUAAAGGGAACGUUAUGGCACGUCGUCAACGUGUACUCGAGGCAGCUGUGAACGCCAACGAGCCGUGUUGUGUAUCGUGCUCCAUUUUGGUCACGGGAGUCGAACGGGAAAGGUACAGCGCUGGUCAGCUGACCCUCGACGAGCCAAUCAGAGCGCGGCUCCGUUGUCAACAAAGCCAGCUGCGCUCCUGCCUCUCAAGGCACGUGACGACACCGAACCCGAUCAGCAGCACGCAGACAUGUGGGCAGCACAAACAAGCGAAAGGCAGGAGGCCUCGGGAGGACUGUGGGAUUCUGUGAAGAAAGCCGCUGUGGUCAUCGGAUCCGGAAUCUUGUUCCUGGCGGCGUUUGGUAAUUCGCUGACAUGGCAUCUUCAGAAGUUUUGGGGAGCCUCAGGAGACUUUUGGCAGAACUUGUGGACCAAAGUCUACAUGAUGUUUGAGGGCCACAACGAAGCUUUGUUCUACAUGGGCACGAUGCUGGUGCCGAUGGUGGUGUUCUGGGCGUUCAACGCGCUGCUGCUAUUGGUGGACACCACCGGGAGGCCGUCCUUCAUCACUCGCUACCGCAUCCAAGCAGACAAGAACAGCCCGGUAGACCCGGAAAAGCUGCGUCAGGCUCUGAAGACGGUGCUGUUCAACCAGGUGUUCAUUUCCGGGCCCAUGGUGGUGGCCGCCUACCACCUGACCCGUUGGCGGGCCGACCCGUGUGGCCCCGACCUGCCCACCUUCCACUGGGCCCUCACCGAGCUGGCAGUCUUCUCCAUCCUCGAGGAAGUUUUGUUUUACUAUUCUCACAGGCUAUUCCACCAACCCAGCCUCUACAAGCACUUCCACAAGCAGCACCACGAGUGGACCGCCCCCAUCGGCGUGGUCGCCACCUACGCUCACCCGCUGGAGCACGUGUUUUCCAACCUGCUGCCGGUGGUGAUCGGGCCCGUCCUGCUGGGAUCGCACGUGUCCAGCACGUCGAUGUGGUACUGCCUGGCGCUGGUCAGCACCACCAUCUCCCACUGCGGGUACCACCUUCCCUUCCUGCCCUCGCCGGAAUUCCACGACUUCCACCACCUCAGGUUCAACCAGUGUUUCGGCGUGUUUGGCGUGCUGGACCGCCUCCACGGCACCGACGCCAAGUUCCGGCAGACCAAGCAGUACGAGCGGCACACCUUCCUCACCGGACUCACCCCGCUCACCGAGAGCAUCCCCGACGACCCCAAGAAGGGCCAGUGACUGCCCGACGCGUCACUUGAAGCCAUCUUAAUUCUUAAUUCUGUUUUGAAAACCUGUUGAUCAGUUUUAGACUCUUUUUGUAAUUUAAUUCCAGUUUGCACUUUUGCUUUUACUGACUGACGUCCGUUCGCAGUUUGGUUCUGGUAACUUCCUGUGAAAAUCUGCCCACAAACGUGGCGGCAAGGAGUUCUGAGACACCACUGCUCUUAUCGUGUGGGGUGUACUUAAAAUGACCACAAUCGUGUGUUUAUGCAACGGCACCAAGACUGACUUGUGAGAGGCAGAACAGUUCCAACAGGGCCUACGGACAGCUGGGAAAUAAUUGGAAACCAGGCAGUUAUCAUAAAUAUUGAACAAGUUCAACAUUUACGAGUGUCCAACUGUUUUGCAAGCAGAUCAGGGAGGAACAUUUUCUCUCAAAAACUGAUCAUCAGAAUCACAGACUUUGAUCGGAAGGAAGGAAACAUCCAAUCUUGGGGAUCGGCAUACACCGCUUUACCAUUUAAGACAGUCGGCCAUGAUUGUUUUAAUAGCCCACACCACAAGAAUAAUACCCGAUUAACCAGGAUAAUCUUAAGAGACAACCAACAAUCAGGCCUUUGACGAAGUUGGCGAACGUGGCUCAAAUUGUCGGGAUGCACAAACUACGCUUUAACAAUCCCGGUUGACACCAAAACGUUUUCCGAGCAGAUCGGGAGGAAAAACUGUUCACACACACACACACACACACACCGUACAUGAAUAUUUUAGCACUAUCCUUUCAAACCUUUGCAGUUUUUGAUUGAAAGAGGUGGGGGGGAUUGUGUAACCUUGCAUGUGCAAUCAUGUAGAAAUUGUAAUUAGAAUGAACCAUUUGUGUAUUUUAUGCUCACUUGUCCCAUACAAUUAAACAUUUGUUUGUAAUGAGGAAUCUCGAAACCGCGCACUUGGAAAUGAUGACUCAGCAGGCCGAGUUUUUUUUUAGGGUUUUUUUGUCCGUUUUGUUUUUUUUUUCUUUAUUAAAAGGAAAAAGCAUAAUUACUACAAAUUACAAAUAACACUAAUAAUAGCGAAUCACAUCAGCCUACAAAGCAGAUAGUGAAUAUUAAAUGUUAUAAUACAAGAUCUCAUUCAAGUAGUUUACAUUUUUUCCGUUUUAUACUUUUUUCUUGCUUUUUUUCACAUUUUUUUUUCCUCAUGAACAAGCCUAAAGAUAUUUUCGAGUGAUGCAGUGAACAAUUUGAACGCUUCAUAUACAGUUUUUUUUUUGUUAUAUUCCAUAUGGCUUUAUGACAUUUUUGUAAUUUUUCCAUUCUGCAGACAUAACCAGCCAUAUUCCUCAGGCGGUGCUGCGCUCUUACUUCCCUUCCCCCACAGUUCCAUCUUCAGCAUUUUGCAGCCAGCUCUUGGGGGUGAAGCGCCCCCUAAAGUUUGUUCAAGGGGGGUGAACAACGCACAAGGUCCCCAAAUCCUCGAAAUGUCCCAACAGGCAGAGGAGUGAACACAUCUGCAGCCGAUCACACAGUUUUCACUUAUCUAUAAAUGCCCCCCCCCCCCCGCUCUCUUUUGUCGUCAAGCCCCGGCAAGACACAGAUCCAACGUAAACCUCCUAAAACUCAUCCAAGUCUCCCUGAAGGAGGUGGGGGGGGGGGGGGAGAAA